Messenger RNA from Moneuplotes crassus, 715 nucleotides. NCBI's taxonomy places the organism in Eukaryota, Ciliophora, Spirotrichea, Euplotida, Euplotidae. The record is from the annotation of a GenBank genome assembly.
UGAUAAAAUUUAAAACAAAUUUAAUAAUCAAGACAUGCUUGCAAGAAGCUCUCAUUCACUACUGAGAAAGACCUUUGUGAUCAGGAAUCAACUGAGAUUUAGUACUAGAAGUCAGAACCGUACUAGAGUUCCUUUGAACGUUAAGAGUCAAGGAACCAACUCUAGUAAGGGAGAUAGAAGGAAUAAAGACAAGAAUUAUAGAAUUUAUCCAUUCUUUUAUAUCUUAUCGUUUGGAAUACUCGGAAGAUUUCUGAGUGAAGUUAAUACCUUUGGGAACAGUGUCAAAGAACUAAUAGCCUCUGCCCCUGAAGCCAUUCAGGAUGAUUUACAGUUCAUGAAAUUUUAUCAAGGAGAAAUUAAUAUGUAUAGCAACCUAACAAAUGAGGAAGUUAACUCUCUUCAGAAGCACAGUGAAUUACUUGUAUCAGGAGCUGAAAAAAUCCUUAACACAAAGGUUAAUUUCUUCGCACCAGUUUCUGCAUGAGGGUUAGCCUUUCAUUUCAGCUACUUCAACAUGAGAGGUUGGAAAGCUCUUCCAAUAAUAACUUUCAGUAUAUGGUUCUUGUGGAUAGUAUCUACUUCUUACCUACUCUUGAACAAGAAGAGCCAGAUCACUGGAGUACUUGACGAAUGGAGGAGAGUCAAUCAAGAGAUCACUAAAAUUAUAGAUGAGGAAAAACCAGUCAUAAAUUAAUGGCUUCAAUUUUAUAUAUCA